GAUGUGAAAGUUUUAGAUCAAGGUCUUUAAAGAGAGACUAAAGUUAGGAAUGCGAGGUACUGAAGGAAUGCUAACGUAUGGGGAGUGGUUAAUCACCUGUUAGGACCGUAUCACUGAAGGAGUCUUUAGUAGUAAUGUCCUUACUCGAUGUUAAAUUAGUUAAUUGAUAUGAACGGAGAUACAUGUGGAAUUAACGCUUCAAAAAAUCUUAGCGGAAGGAUUUUAUGUUACGCUUUGAGUGUAAGCUACUCUCGAGCGUGGGUUUUCUAAUACGUGCUCAUUGCCAUCUAAAGCUAUGCUGAGGGAACGGUGUGCAGUCACCAGUAGGCUGAGAAAGUUUAAUUUGAGUCUACAUUGAACGAGUAUCUGUAGCUGAAAGCCGACUGGUUUUUGCUAGUUCUUCAAGUGACCUUGGGGUUUCUUAUUUCUUUGCUUUAUUGCUUCGCAAUAAAAGUAAUUGAACUUCAGAUAUCUGUCACGACUCCUUCAUUUGAGUAACCCGAGUUACUAAUCCUACUCAUCCCGGUGGAGCUCACCCCUCCCCACCCCCCGACAAGUGGCGUCAUGGACAGGAUAGACGACAGAGGAAGGACAGAAACCCCAUUGUCUGCAGGAAGGAAGCUUCGGACUGAUCUGAUGUGGAUGACUCUGAGUGACUGUUCCAAGCGAGGACGAGAUCACCAAGACGACGCCAGGCCUGAAGGACUGCUAAGGACUGAUUUACAGUUUGGUUGGUGUAGCGAUAGCAUCAGACCUGAGAGAGGACGUCAAGAGCUAGACUGAUCAGUAGGAAGCUUAAUUUGAGCUGAUUCGACAAACACCGGACUUUGAGUCUUUAACUAAGGGUAAAAGUUACAAGAGUUUUGUAAGUGCAUGUACUUGUAUAUUUACUGAUGCUCUAGAUAUUGACUUGUACAUAUACUUACCUUCUUUUUCCCUUGUGUGAAAAGCAGCCUUUGUAACGAUGGCGGAUGUAACUCAAGUGAUUUCAGCUCUCACUGAGGCACUUCAAGGACUGAGUGUUCAGCACACACCGCCUCCAGUGAGACUGAGUAAGUUUAGGGGUCCACCGAAAGCUGCCGGAGACCUUGCUUUACAAGAAUGGAGUGAUGAGUUCAGGAGUUACGCCACUCAUUAUCGGCUGACUGGAGAAGCGAAGGCUCAAGCACUCAUUGACAACUUGGCUGGAGUAGCGAAGGAGGAAAUCCUGUGUCGAGAAUAUUCAGUACGUAAGGAUAGUGAGCAGAUUAUCAAGGUAUUGAAGUCUUUGUUCUCGCCUAUUGAGUCGGUUCCCUCCAUCAGCCAGGCCUUCCACAAUCGCGAUCAACAAGAUGGAGAAAGCCUAGCAGAUUUUAGCCGUGCUUUGAUGAGGCUUUACGAUCGAAUGGAGAAGGCAGCUGGAGAUAAAGAAGAUAGGAAUGCCAUGAAGCGGCUUAAGGACAGUUCGCUCAAGGAGCGAUUCGUACGUGGGGCAAAGGAGAAGUGGAUUCAUCGCGAGCUGCGUAGAAUAGAAAUGGCCUCGAAGACGAAGACCUUUCUUGAGAUGAGGACAGAAGUUCUAGAGUUCUUUGCUGGUGAGGAGCCUCUUCGCAAGCCGAAAGUACAUGAUCUUGAGGUGUACGCCCAGAGUGCCGACAUAAGUUCUCAAGCAAAGCGUCAAGAGGAGUAUAGUCUUAGAACUGAGUUAGCUGAUCUGAAGAAUGAUGUAGCCCUACUCACAAAGAGUGUCCAAGAGCUGGUCAAGGAGAAAUUGACUCAUGGUCAACAUGCUCCGGUAACACAGAGGAAGGCUCGGAGGAAUAAGUGCUAUAAUUGCGGAGAAGUUGGACACUCUCGUCAGGAUUGUAAGAAUGAAUGCAUCUGCUAUAGCUGCAAGGGUAGAGGACACUUUGCGAGAGAUUGUCCUGCAAAGAUGGCGCAAGAGACAUCCAUCCCGGCAGCCAAGAAUGUUCGUGCUCCUUUGACUGCAAAGACUGAGCUACUGGGUCGGCUGGUUGCGCCCUGUCCAUGCAGUGAGGUACAGAUUGCUGGCUUGGAGAUUGGGUGUAUUUUGGACUCUGGAGCACAAGCAUCAAUAAUCCCUGCUUCCGUGUACGAUCGAUUUUUGAAGGAUAAGCUUGGUGAGCCUCAGCAAGCGGAUGGUCUCUUUUUGCAUGUUCAAGGAGUAGGAGAUAUAGAGGUACUGAUUGAAGGAUUCAUAGAGGUACCGAUAUCAAUACUUGGACAGAAGUUGCAAGGGAGUUUCCUGGUGGUUGCAGACCGUGCUCGUCCCGUCGAUGAUGCUGAAUACCCUAUCUUGGUAGGCUGCAACAUCCUUGAUCGUCUCAAGAAUGAAUCGCUUCUUCCUACUGUAAGAUUGGCGAUGUUACAGAAGAGGAAAGAGAGUCAAGAGCAAGUACCAAUUUCAGCGAGUUUGAUUAGAAUACAUACCAAAGGGAGUGAAGUGAUACCCCCUUUUUCGGUUCGAAGAGUAAGUUGUGAUGUAGCUGGGAGUAGUUUGUCAAGCAGUGACAUUAUAAUCUGCCCGACAUCAGACAACAGGGAGACUACUGUGCAAGUCUAUGAGGGAUAUCAUCAAGUUGAGGAUGGAGCUUCUCUGGAUGUACUACUGGCGAAUAACAGUAGUAGGGAACUACACAUCCCCCCUUCGACGGUAGUUGCCGAGGCCUCAUCGGGGGCAAGAAAGGCUGAAGUUGUACUGGAUAUUCAGGAUGAUAGUAUAACUCCUUCAUUUGAGUAA
This is a messenger RNA of Strongylocentrotus purpuratus (purple sea urchin), 2740 nucleotides long. RefSeq lists its product as uncharacterized. The record is from RefSeq and is a predicted model, not a curated record. Gene Ontology annotation, molecular function: single-stranded RNA binding; aspartic-type endopeptidase activity; mRNA binding. NCBI's taxonomy places the organism in Eukaryota, Metazoa, Echinodermata, Echinoidea, Camarodonta, Strongylocentrotidae. The transcript has 3 exons. Gene Ontology annotation, cellular component: cytoplasm. Gene Ontology annotation, biological process: proteolysis; positive regulation of cytoplasmic translation. The coding region runs from base 965 to 2740 and encodes 591 amino acids.